This is a messenger RNA of Bacillus rossius redtenbacheri, 19871 nucleotides long. RefSeq names its product fatty-acid amide hydrolase 2-A. Gene Ontology annotation, cellular component: endomembrane system. The record is from RefSeq and is a predicted model, not a curated record. NCBI's taxonomy places the organism in Eukaryota, Metazoa, Arthropoda, Insecta, Phasmatodea, Bacillidae. The coding region runs from base 3887 to 5509 and encodes 540 amino acids. The transcript is spliced from 11 exons.
AGUUGACGCUGGCACGGACAAAAUAAGAACUAACAACUUGCGCAUGCGCAGUGGGAAGCUGUCACGCACGCACACAUUCAUGUUUUUUUUUUGUUUGUUUAUGUUUGGUAGCGGUAACGUAACCAUGAAAAUGUUUUUUCUUGUCAAAGCAUAAUGGAGUUUGGAUCAGCUUCGGAUGUAAUACUUAUUUGCUGCUAAUCUUAUGACGUGAUAUACAUGUGGGUUCUAACAUGUUACAUAAUUAAUUGCUGCCGCCUCCGUAUAUUAAAAUUAUUAAGACGCAUCGUGACAUUGUUUCAAGUUGCAAUAGAUUUGACAUAGGAUAUUGAUAUAUUCCUUUUGUAAAAACUUGUGGAUAUCACGAGAAUUUUGCUUAAAAUGUAAAUUACAUGCCAUAACAUAGUAAACGAAAUUAUUAUUAAAUAUUCUAGAAACUCUCAUACAAAAGUACAUACACAACUUUUUAUCCCAGAUUUACAACUUUAAUUUACUUACAAAUGCUAAUUUUAAGGGGAAAGGUUUGGGGAGAAAAUAACACCUCUGUUAAAAAGUUUCCCUAAUGAAUAUAAAAACAUGUUUACAAACAUCAAAAGGGUAUACCAUAUACUAAAAAAAUAUGUUCUCAUCUGGGAAUAUGAGUUAGCAUUCUAAUUGAAUUGGUAUGUACACUAUUUAAUUAAUUAGUAUUUUUAUGAGUUAUAUUAUCUUGUUUUAGCAGAAAAACCUAUAUGUGCUAUUAUUUUAAAUAUUAAUUAACAGAAGUUUUUAACAAAUUAGUGGAGCAAAAUAUUCUGCUUGUCAGGUUACACUACAGGAUGAUAAAAAAAGGAAAUUAGAUUAAUCAAAAAGUUUUAAUGCAAGUGUAGAGAAAGUUUAUUUGCAAUGUGACACAUCAACAAUGUAAGAAUUUCUGACAGCUAUAUUUGUGAAGCACCAUGGUCACCAAUGCAACUACAGUUCAGAAACGACUUUUAUCACUCUGAUAAGACAAAACACAAAUAUUUUUAGUCAGGCAGCAAGGCACUGAAAUAAAUAACAUCUUCAUAAGUCUCUGUAGUAUAUACACUCAUUUAACAAGUUCUAUUAAAACAUGAAAAUGCAAGCAAAAAAAACCAUAAGCUCUCACAAAUGAAUAAUAUGUUAAAUGAAAGAAUAGAUUUUACAAAAGUGGCUUAUAAAAGUUAACAUGUGAACAUAUAAACUUGACAAAUUUAAGCAACCGAUAUUACACAUAAUCAAUACAUGUGUAGGGAAACAUGUUGAAUAUACAAUCUCAGAAACAGGAUGGUAACAAUUAAGGAUAUGAUUCCAGAAUAGCAACCAAAUAACCAGCGUCAUCUUUACCCCUCUUCAUAACACAAACUACGUAACCACAAAAAAUUUUUUUUUUAUUUUAAGAAAUAUAUUAACACCAAUGUCAAGUUAUAAUAAAUGUUGAUCAAUGUCAUAACCUACAAAAACGUACAAAAAAUGACAAGUGACUUCAAUUAAACUUUAGUAACCAAUUGAGAUUUUUGAAAAAAUAAGUUUAGUUUCAAGUGACCUACUUGGAGGUAUGUUAUACGAAAAAAUAAGCAUAGAAAAAAACCAAUCUUCACAUAAUUGGGCCCCUACUUAGAACCUGUCAUAAUAAAUCCUCCAUGUUAGUGAGGGCUGGGUUGUACAUGAACUACAAUUUAAAUUUCAAAUAUAUUACAUUUGUUUCUGUGGUUGGCAGUGUCGAACUCGAACAGUUUCUUAAAUAUUAACAAAACAAAAGUUAUACUGGGAAUUUUUCUUUACCUACUUAACAUUAAAUUGAAUACGGACUAUUCCAUUGUUUCCGCAAAACACAAUCCAUUUUCCAUGCUAAAUAUUACAAUAAAUGUGUCAAAAUAUCAUGGGGCUGAACUAUAGUGGCAGGCUAAUAUAGACUAUGCACAUUUAUCUGUAAAAAGGUAUACCUUUUCCGAAAUUUUAAAUAACUCUCAAUUGUCCCGUUACAUACAAAUUUUGCACAAUUAUAAUCGAGUGUGAAAAUAACGGUAUAUGUUUUACCCAUAUGUAUCUCGCAAACCUAUCCUAAAUUUCUGCCCUGCACAUAGGCACAUGUGGAAAGUAUCAUUAAAAACAAAAGUCACCAAUAAAAAUCCACAUGUGACAAAAAGUUAUAUUCUCAAAGAUCUUGAUAAAUAUGUACAUUGAUUGUUUCGCAGAAGCUGCUAAAUUAAUGUCUACCAAAUUACUCCCGCAACAAUUGCCAAGAACUUGUACAUAAAAGUUAUCAUUUUUGUAGUUACUAUGAAAUUGGAAAUCUGUAAACAUUUUUAUAAAUGUUUGUGUUUUCAUAGUACUUUCCUCAAGAAUUAAAUUUUACAUAUGCAACAUAGGAUACAAUUUUUCCCAGCACUAAAUGUAAUUUCUUUUCAUAAAGGUCAAUGGAAUUUUUCAUUUCUUGUCCGUAGGUAUCGUCUAUCAACAAGAGCAAAGAAAUGAAUACGAAUGGAACUAUUGGAUCAUUCCCCUUGAGCUAGGGUCGCAGACCGUGGCUCGCAAGCCGCAUGCGGCUCUUUUCAUAGGAUAUUACGGCUUUACAAUUCACUGCUCUGCCAGAGCACAAAAACAUGCCUAACCAAACCAAACGGCACAAUCACAACGCAUGUCCUCAACCUGCAUGCCACUGCACUCGCCUCCCUCUCCAUGCAAAGUCUGGCUUUAGUUUCAUGUUUUAUCAGUAGGUAUAUUUCCAACUGUGUAAAUUAAAUAUUCCAAAUGAAAAAUAAUUGUAUGUUCGUAGAUGCACGUUAAUUCCAACUUACAAACACAAACAAACACACUACUAUGACUACAUGUGUCAAAUAUAUAAUUACAAUAUUACUUAUAACUUAAGUAAAACAUAGUUUUGAAUUUAAAAAUAAAAAUUAUUAAUAUUUCUGUUAAAAGCUACUUAUUUACGUUAAUAUGUAAAAAUGUAAUUGUCAAAAGUCUCCAGUAUGAUCUAAUAUGUUACAACUAGCGAUACUUUCCGCUGGCACGGGAAUAACAGAAACUACCAAAAAAAAGGCUACAUAACAUUGCAACCGAUUCCUAUACCAGUUUCCUCCCCAUGCAACGUAAUGUGCGCGAAGAAUAGGCGAAUAAGUGAAUGUCAUAUUUUGAAAUUUGUAGAGGUGUAAAAGUAACGAAAAAAUGUGUACCCGUAUGUAUUCGUUACUAUAACAAUUAGUACUCGUUACUUUCGUAUCGUUACUCGUUACAUCUGAUACCGCAUGACAUGGCACAUGCUAUGUUAUGUAACAGCAUCGAAUCGAGUCGUAUUUCGUACGCGUACAGUAUGACGUCGCGUAAAUAAAAAUAAAUCGAAUAUAAACAAUUAAAAAUAUUUGAUAAUUAACAGCUUUUGUUAACCAAGAAACAAUUAACUCUCAUUAGAGCGGCUUUAUUAUAAUAUAUCUUUUAAGAUAAGAACAUAAAACGUGAAAAUACGCGAUUAUAAAAAACAAAAACAUACAUAUUUAUAAUUUGUAAAAAAUACUUUCUUACGUUGUUUCUGUUCGAAUCUAAAACUUUGUCUACACACACAAUACCUUUAAUAAACAGUAAAAAACUUGGACGACGAAUUUCCAAAUCAUACUUUUAUUAAUAAACAAACAUCGUUCUUUGUAACGAAUAAGCGCGCGCAUGCGUGAAACAUACGAAAGAUGCGAGUAACGAAAUGCAUUCGUGUGAAACGUUUCGUUACUCGUUACUAGAUGCCGCACCCGUUACUCAGCAACGAAUACAUACGGUUUGCUACAGCUCUAGAAAUUUGUGUAGUCAUGUUGUGAACGUGAACCAGUUUGUAAACAAAGUACUGUAGAGAGAUUUCUUAUCGACUGGAAUCACCCUUAAUGUUUACACUAUAGAAAUGUCUCAGAUGAAGUUUGAAAAACCGACGCAAGGAUCACGAAGUUUGAAACGACGUGCUCUGAAAUGUUUCUGCCAAGUUCUUCAAGCCUUUGUAGUUUUUGCCCACAGUGUUUUUGAUUUUGUAGUUGACAAAGUUUUCUCUUGGUACUAUGAUGAUUCCAAGAGGAAGACAAUUUCCAAGGUGGCGUCUCCACUUCUCCUAGAGAGUGCUGUCCAGUUGGCUGAAAAAAUUAGGAGGAGAGAGGUGAGUGCAGUGGAUGUGGUCCAGGGCUUUAUCGAUCGCAUUCGAGAAGUGAAUCCAGUGAUUAAUGCAGUGGUGUGCGAUCGAUUCGAGGUGGCCCUCAGAGAGGCGCAAGACGUCGAAAAACUUGUUAACUCUGGCUCUUUGACUCCUGAGGAGCUGAAGAAAACUAAACCUUUCUUAGGAGUGCCAUUUACUACAAAAGAUAGCACAGCAGCUAAAGACAUGCUGCACACACUGGGGCUGGUGUCCCGCAAGUCUGCACUAGCAGCAGAAGAUGCAGAUGCUGUGAAGCAGAUGAAAGAGGCGGGAGCCAUCCUGAUUGGCACAACGAAUGUUCCUGAACUGAACAUGUGGUGCGAGACCCGCAACAAUGUGUUUGGCCAGACGCUGAACCCAUACGACACCAGGAGGACAGUCGGGGGCUCUUCAGGGGGAGAGGGAAGCAUCGUAGCCACUUGUGGUUCUCCCUUGGGCCUGGCAUCUGACAUUGGAGGGUCCAUAAGGAUACCAGCCUUCUGUUGCGGUGUAUUUGGACAUAAACCAACCACAGGUAUAACACCCUCAAAGGGUUUCACUCUCCGAACUGGGAAGGAAAAGAACUCGAUGAUGUGUGUAGGACCAAUGUGCCGUUUUUCCGAAGAACUGGCCCAGUUCCUCAAGAUCAUUGUCGGUCCAAAUGCCGACAAACUACAGCUUGAUAAGCAGGUGAGUGUGGAAGAUGUCCAGUUCUUCUACGUGGAGGCGUCGGGCGACCUGAGAGCCAGCCGUGUCGGCAGCGACGCGAGGGACACCAUGCUGCGUGCCGUGUCUCACUUCAGUAGACUCUCCAAGCAUCCCGUGCAGAAAAUAUCAUUUCCAGAGCUGAGAUACAGCUUUCGGUUGUGGAGGUAUUGGAUGAGCAAAGAACCGGCAGUGUUUGAAGAGGACCUGGCAAACAGAGAAGGUAAAGUCUGUGCCUGGCAAGAAAUUCUCAAGAAGCUGAUUGGCUGCAGCAACUUCACUCUGGCAGCCCUGAUACGUCUGGUAGAUACGAAGAUGCCAUCCGAAAACCCUCAGUGGGCAGAGGAGACCACGAAAUCUCUGUUUGAAAAAAUUCAGGCGAAACUGGGCAAUAAUGGCGUGUUACUGUAUCCCAGCAGCCCGUUCCCAGCGCCGUACCACUUCUCGUCUUUUCUGCGGCCGUACAACUUCGGCUAUUGGGCUGUGUUCAACGUUCUGAACCUUCCGGUCACUCAGGUUCCCAUGGGUUUGAAUGCAGAUGGACUGCCUUUGGGAUUGCAGGUUGUGGCUGGAAUGCACCAGGAUCAUCUGUGCUUUGCAGUAGCUAAGGAGCUCGAGAAAUCAUUCGGGGGUUGGGUGCCUCCAUUUAAAUGUUAAGAAAGGUAUAAAUGUAAAACAUUAUCUGUUCUCAAUAGUCAUCAUCAUCUCUGAUUAACUCAUUUUUUGAAGAUAUGAAGAUAAAGAAAGUGAAACAUUAUUGUUAAAAGUAGUAAUAAAAUUUCAUUUAAAUUUGUUUAUAAAAUAAUUAUUUGCGUGUUACUAAAUGUGUGAAAUUUAAAAACUAAGCUUAAAAAAUAUGUUUUAUUGCCACCUAAAAGGUAAGGAAAUAAUUCCCACCUGUAAUCUUGAUACAAAUAUUAUGUUUUUUUUUUUUUAUUGUUAAAUUUUACAGAUAAAUAUUUGUGUUGUAAUAACAGUAUUAUGUAACUUGGAAAUGUUCAUAUAUAUUGGCAGGAAUACAAAUGUGGUUGUAAAUGUUGGCCAGCAGAAAAGAAGAAAGUAAUUUUUAAUGUUCCUUGUCUAGCGAUGAAGUAUAGUGUUACAUUAUUGUGUGCAAAUAUACUAAGUAGGGUCAGUUGCAGAUAGGGAUGGGUAAAUGUCCAAAAUUUUAUCUAUCUGAAAUUUUCCUGGAAAUUUUCAUGGAAACUUUCCAAAAACCGAAAAACAUAGGAAAUUUUAGGAAAAUUUGAUGUUGGUUUAUAAAUAACCAUUUCAGAGAAUUAGACAUGUGACUGUCUCUACUGUAUGAAAUUUUAAUAUUGUAAAAUACAAUAUUCAUAGUUGCAGUAUUAAGAGGACAUUAAAAUAUCUUUCGUUAGCGAUGUAGAAUUUACUGUGGGUGCUGUUCUAAAUUAAUUUCAACAUUUAGGUGGAAUUAUUCUUUUUAAAAAUACAGUUCACAAAUUCAUUGCAAGUAGGCCUAAUCAGUUUUUAAAUCUGAAAAUUAUUUAAUCAGCUGCUUUCAACAUUACAAACAGCUAAUGUAGUGGAAGAAAAAUUAAGGUAAAGAAUACUUAACUGCAGAUUUAAAAGAAAUGAUUCCUUCUGAAAAAACAAUUACCUGGUCAAUAACAGUUAAAAUAUUUGACUACAUAGAUUUGAAAAUAUUAACACUAUAUUAUUACAAUUUAUCAACUGAUUGGAAAUAAAGACAAAUAAGCUGUAACAAAUAGAACACUAAAAAAAAUAUUGAUCAACAAUUAGUUGCAUUCAUAAUAAGAAAUCAUACAUAUGUUACAGUUUUAACUGAAUUGGAAACAAACAUGUCCUUAUUUAAGUCAUAUUGGGUCUUAGAAACCAAUGAAAUCAUCAUUGUCCUCAUAACUGAAAUCACUGUUUUCUUCCUCUUCUGUUUCAUUGUUAGAACAAGAUGCACUGUCUUCUUUUAAAACACACUGUGGUAGUUUUUUCUUCUGCUAUACUUUCUCACAUUUGUCUUCCACAAUGACAGUAAUAGAAUCUUUCCUUUCCAAUUUUUCAAUGUCCUCCAGGAUGUGGUGACACAAUUUCCAGUUGUGGGCAAUGAAUGAUAUUUUACCUGCUCUUUCAGUGGUCAAGCGGUUUCUUAGUUUUGUAUGUAUACUACAAUGUGUACUGAAAGACCUCUCUGUAGCAGCAGAGGUUACUGGCAUACCUAAGAUUCUGUUUGCUACUUUUGACAGCUGUGUAUGACCACACAGACCUUUCCACCAAGUACAGGGUUCAAUUUUACCUUUUUCAAGCGCCAUCCAAAGAAAUUCUUUGGCCCACAUACCUUCUCUACUUCGGUACUGAGCUAACUCUGUUAACACUUUUGGUGCUAUCUGUUUAAAUACUUGCCCUUUCACCAAUGCUGGCCAUUUUAAGCGGUUUUUAACAACACGAAAAAAAUAUUUAACACUAAUGUAAAAUAAAAAUACCAACUUUGUAAUAUAUUUUAACACUUAAGUUUUAUUUUAAUGUACAAUUUAUAUAUAUAUAUUAGACAUAUUUUAACAUUUUAAAACCUUAGCUCAAAAUAUUAUGUUUUUUAUGAAAAUAAAAAUUUGAAAAUUACACUUUGAUUUCAAAUACAUAAUUUAAUUUGAACAAAAGCAAAAAAUAUUUCAAACAAUUCAUAUAAAUGUUAAUUAAACAUACUCAGAAUUAAGUUUGAAUGAUUAUAGAUUUAUUUUUUAUUUUUUGAAACCCAAAAAUCAUGUAAGUAAAAGUUAAGUUUUUUUGAAAAAUUCUUACUGCAUAAUUUAUAGUGAUUUUAUUGAUGAAUUUGAUCUCCAAACUAGUAAUUUUACUAUACACAAGUGAAUAAAUUAAAAAAAAACAUACAAUUAUGUUAGGUAGUUUUUCUUUGAAUGGAAAACCUCGAAACAUGGUGUUACACAAAAAGCAAAAUUGCAGACACUGCACUGGUAUGAGGUAUCCUUCCUUCUUGCUUUUCCAGUAUCUUUCAUGCCUUUUUCUGCACAAACUUUACAUCUUCUUUGGGCUUUCUUUUUCCCUGGAGCAAUGGGAAUCCUUUCUAGAAAGUGUUUUCCUGAAAGACGGGAAAGCUGAGUCCCACUUGCUCCAGGAUUAGAUGGUUCUUCCACUGCAACUGCUAAGUCACUGCAGACUUUCUUCAAAAACUCAGUCAGUGAGACAGGAGAAUGGUCACUUGCUACUUGAUUGUACAAGAUGCACGCAUUUGAUACACACAUCAGUAUCAUAUGGAAAGCCAGCUUGCGCCACCAUUUUACUGUUCUGUGCUCAAACACACCGUAUGACAUUCUCUGGUCUGACAAGUCUACACCACAUUUUUUUUUGUUGUAGUUUACUACAGCUGCUGGCUUGGUAACUUCAUGACCUCGUUUGUUUGUAAAUGUCACCAUUUCUGCUGUAUGUCGAGUACUGAUCAUGUACACCUCACGUUUAUCCUUCCAACAUAAAGCUAAAAUAUUGCCCUUACGGCGGUAAAUUUGCUCUCCACGUUGAAGUUUUGGGUUGCGAAGAACUUUUGGCAUUCCUCUUCUGUUUUUUUGCACCGUCCCAACUAAAGCUGUUUGAAUAUUCUCCAAUUCUGUGGCGAGAGUUGGGCUAGUGUAAUAUCUGUCAGUAAACAGUGUAUGUCCUUUCCCAGCUAAGCUAUCAAGUAAUCGCAGCACAACAUUUGUGACAAUAUUCUCUUGUCCACAAAACACAUCAAAAUUCCAGAUAUAACCUGAAUCAGAUUCAGACAACAUGUAUAUUUUUAUGCCAUAACGGUUCGGUUUCUGGGGCAUAUACUGUUUGAAACUUAGCCUUCCCCCAAAAGCACACAUGCCUUCAUCAAUAGUCACAUCUUCUGCUGGCUGAUAUCCGUCUCUGAAUUUAUGGCGAAAGGUUUCAAACAUUGGCCUGACUUUGAAGAGUGGAUCAAAACCUGCUUCUCCUUUUUUCUUCGCAUUUCUGUUGUCAUUCAGGUGGAAAUGUGACAAAAUGGAAAUAAAUCGGUCCCUGCUAAACAAGUUUGGGCAAAAAUUGCAUGAUAUAACAGGAUCUGUGCUCCAGUGAUCUGUAAUUGAUGGUCGUUCACUGAUGCUCAUGUGAAGAAUCACUGCAAGAAAUUUCCGCACAUCAUUUUGUGUUACAGUUGUCCAAUUUCGCAAUCUACUAUGUGGAGAGAUUUGAUUCAAUGCCCUCUUCUUUUGUAUCACCUGCCGAGCAUACAAAUUAGUUUGUUCUUUCAUGUGAUUUAUGAAAUCUUUGUCAAUAAAAUAAUAAAAGAAAUCGGGCAACGAACUAUUGGCAUCCAGUUCUGGUUCUUCAGUCAUACCAGAAUGUCCAGUAAAAACAUUUAUAUUCGGUAUCUGAUCUCGAUCACUCCAUCCAUCUUCAGUAUUUUCACUUCUCAUAUGUUGCUGUCCAGUUUCUCUGGAUCGACCCCUUCCUCGUUUCUUCCGAACAUCAUUGCAGGAAGCUGAAGAAGCUUGAUUUACUUCUGCAACACUACUUUCAACAGAAGAAUCUGAGAGAAAAAAAUAUAAAAUACUACAAAUAUAUAAAUAAAAUAAUAAAAUGUAACUUUUAUAUUUACUCAUUACUUAUAUUGUUGUGGUUUAUAUAACAUAAAUAAAUAAACAGAAAUAUUUUCUAGUCUAAAAUAAAAUUGCCACAUUUAUUACUUACCAGAAUCACAAGACGAUUCACUGGCUUGAUAAUAAUCAGGAUCAUCUUCACUGUUCUCCACAUUAUCAUCACUAUCACUUUCACUCCAUUCAAAAACGGUAUCUUGCUGCAUUCCGCCACGAGAACGAGCGGAACUGCAGUGUGAACGAACCAAAAUUACCGCGCAAACGAAGGAAACAGCCGUGCGAACGUCAGAAUAAAAAGCAUUAUAUUUACCAUUUGCCUGCCUGUCAAUCCUACACAGUGCUACUAUCUAGUGGCUAAAAUAUGUACUGCUAGGGAUUCAAUAACUAGCUCACACUAGGGAGUGAAAGACUAACCAAAUAUGAAGAACAGUAGUGCCAUCUAGACAUUGAAGUGGAACUGAGGAAACCAACUUACAUUUACCGAUAGAAUAAAACUACGAGGCGCACAUUCAGAUACUAAAUAGCAAAAAACUAUAAUAUUUAUUAAUAAACAUUCAUUGGUAAAAAUAUCAACAGUAUACAAAGGCAUUUAGAAAAGUUUCCGAAGAAUGCGGACGUCGUAAUAUUACGUCGGCAGCACCCAAAGUGUUAAAACUAUACCUUAUUCAAUGUGUUCCAUAUCGGAUGAAACUUUGCAUAUAUACUCAACAGCACUCAACUGUUACAGCUAAAAAAAAUUCAAUGUUUCCCAAUGUUUCCACUUUUUUUCAAAGUUUCCAUGAGGUCUGUAAAUUUUCCAUUUUUGAAAGUUUUCGGCAGGAAAUUUCCGACUGGAAACUUUCCACUACCCAUCACUAGUUGCAGAGACAUAAAAUAUUUCAGUUGCAAUAUUCUAGGACAGAUUUAUUACCAUUCUGCAUGGGCCCUUUUUAAUUAUGGAAUGAGAUUUGUAAACUAAUUUCUGGUUUCAUUGUGGAUGUGAAGGUUCUCAAAAUUUCAGUCACUGUGACUUUCUCAAAACAGUAACUCAAAUGCUAACCGUCUCAUAUCUGGCACAGAUAGCAAACUUAUUAAAUUGGUUUGAUACAUUUCGUACACAAAUAUGUAAGAAAAAACUUAUUACAGAGAAAAAUAUCUAAAAAAAAUUUUUGUAUCAGAAGAUUAGCAAAAUACUAACAAAACUAUUAUGCAUGCUAUGUUACGUCUUAGAUGCACCAUCUGUUUCAGAAGAAUGAAUUACGUAUGACCAUGCUAUUCCAAACCCUCAUAAUUUUAGGUAGGUACCUACCACCUACAUCAUCAGCUAUCAAAUAUGGUUAAUAAUACAUUUGAUAUGCAGACACAAUUCAGUAUGCGGACAAACACUGUAAUAAAUAUUUUGUGUAGUUUACAAUUUUAAAGGCAAACAAUUGAACAAAAAUUAGGCAUGGGUAGGGCCUGGAAAAUUUCAGUGUUUUCAGUAUGCAAAAAGUGGUACUUUCAAAUUAGAAAAGCGGUGGUUUAAAGUCGGUAUUUUCGUUAUGCAAUGGAAAUUUUACCAGUAUUUUAAAUGUUGACUAAAUUGUGCAGUUAUUGAAUUAAAUACCUAGUUUACAUAUUUAAUAAACAAUCCAUGUAUACUAGGAAUAGACUAAUAUGCAUAAUAAAAGCCAAUUAAAUCCAAAACAGUUACACAAAACAGACACGCUGCUAUAGAUGUUUGCAACUACAAAUUUUCUUUUUUUUUUCUGCUGCCGAUGCCACAUGCUUAGCCGAAUUUAGGUGUUUGUCAAUGGAAUUUUUUGGGUUAAAUGAUACUUUAACCUUACGUGAGUAUAAGUGAUCAGCAAAUACGUAGAAUCCCGCUGAUGCGACCCCUCACGGUUCCCGGAAAAACGGACUUAUAAACAGAAUGGUCGCAAUAGCCGCCGUGUGUUCAAAGCGGACGGUCGUGUGUGUGCGAUCGCGCUCCGUGUAUAUCUGUUGUUUUGUGAUAAAAUCAGUAUUAAUAAUUCGCUACUUAAUCAGUCUGACUUCUUGGGGUUCCCCUCAACCCUAAAUGAUCCGUGUACUUCUAAUCACGAUCUAACUCAUCCGAGUAUGUUUCGAUCACCCACGAAAAAAACUCCUACUAAUGCGACGGGCCAAGUUGCGGUUUACAUAUUACUAACACAGCACUUCAAAUAAAUACAAAAUUAUUUAAGAGUUAAGACGACAUUAUAGGUAAUCAUACAAAAUGUAAACACAAGUUAUUCAGAAUUAAGCAAUGUUACAAAUUAUACAAGACGUCGACGCUAGUGAUUAUUUACAACAGAAACAUAAUGACACAAUAAUUAUAAGAAAUUAUACAUUAUUUUCAAAACACAUGGUCGUCUGUGGACGUUCCAGGGCGCACGCGGGUGCGUCCCUGAUCGUAGACACUGCACUUCACUUAGGUUGCACUAAUGGGGGGAAAAUACUUCCCUUAGGCCCACGUUGGUGGACAGGUACGGCCUCUACGUCUAGGAGGGCACGACGUCUGUCGUCAUAUGCCUCCCCCUCUCCCGAGGCCGUCCUGGCCACCGACGUUGGCCUAGACCGGUAGCCGCGGUCACGUCCAGCUACGUGUCUGGUCGCCGCAGUCAUUCAUUAUAGGUCGGGCGAACCGGGGCAGGAGCUGCAUAAUGCUGCAGCGCAGACCCCCGGCGUCCGUCUGUCGUACGUCCCGGGGCUUGUACUGUCCCCCCCACUAGUAGUCCCUGAGGUAGCGAGGGGCAGUCGUCUCACGCGUGGACCGGCGCACCCCCGGCCCGUUCCCCACGUGAGUGGUUGUCAUCGGCUUCUCGGAAGGUAAGUCCAGGACCACCUGCUGGGCCCUGUCGACGUCACUCUCCCCGCUGAGGAGCCGGACCGUCACCCCGUCAGUCGUGUCUCCGUCAACGUCCGUACUUUUCACCCGCCGUUCCCAGGGGUGGACGUGUCUCUGUUUACGUCCCUGGUCAGGCUCCGGUAGAGUCACCACGGGGUCACUGAGGUUGACCAGAUCACCCAGGAUGGUGUCGUCAUUGGUCACGUCCUCAAUGAAUGGCCCGCCGUCGACGUUGUCGUCGUCGUCGUCGGCCAGAAGUACCCGGUCCACAAAGCGCUCCAGCUCAAUCAUGCUUGCGCCUCGUGGGCCCCUUCCGUCCGUCCUGUCGGGUGUCCUUGCCCCGCCCCCAGUCGCCAGUUGGGAGCAGUCGCCCCCCUCCUGACUUCCCCAUAAGGGAGACGGAGUCGGCCCCCUCGUGGUGUCAUGUCCGUGCAUCCCGUCUCGUGGGUCGAUGUUUCCGUCGCCGCUCGUCCCGUCCGCCAAUCUGAUAAUGUCCCUGUGCACCUUUGUCGUGCGUCCGUCAGCGCGACGGACGAGGUACGUCGUGGUCCCCUGUCUGUCAAUCACCUCCUGCAGGCCUGUCCACUUGGGGGCCAGGCAGGAACAGAAGCCCCUUUCGCCAGACGACAAUUGGUGACACCUGACAAAAACCUGCUGGCCAGGUUUCUAGUUGCCCUGGGGGCUGGUGUGUCUGAGGCGUACGUCAGGCCAGGUAACGUUUCUGGCGUCGUCGGGCGUCUUCCCAUAGAUUGUCUGCGGUCAUUUCGUGUGAGUCGGCGAGAUUCCGGCCCUGUUCCAGUUCGGCGGGGGAGUGGCCCGUGACAACAUUUGUCCGACGGCGCAGGCAAUACAACAGCGUCGGCAGGUGCAGGUCCCACUUGGCGUGGUCCUCGUCCAACGGGAUGCGCAGCUGAGUCUUAAUGUCCUGAUUCCGCCUUUCGGUCGGAUUCGCGCGUGGAUGGUAGGUGAGCGUCGUGUGGUGCUCCACCCCCCAACCCGCGCAGGACAUUCGCCAGUGUCUCCCCGUGAACUGCACCCCGUUGUCCGUCAGGAGGACCGCGGGGUACCCAUAUCGCGGGCAGAACUCAUGCUCAAGCAGAGCAAUCACUGUGCUGGCCUUCACGUUUGGCACUGCGAACGCCUCCGCCCAGCGGGUGAAGACGUCCGUGACCACCACGAUGAAGCGCCGGCCGCGGGAGUUGCGAGGAUAUGGCCUCAUGAUAUCCACCGCCACAGUGUGGAAGGGAUCCCGGGGCCGUCACGGGACCUGUUGCUCCUUACCGUCGGGUCGUCUGGACUUCCGCUCCUGGCAACGCUAGCAGGCCCGCACGUAGCAUCGUACCUCUGCCGCGUCACCAGGCCAGUGGAACGUCCAUCUGACCUCACGCAGCGUCUGCUCCGCACCUGGGUGUCCCGCCAGGGGGUGGUCAUGCAGGUAGCCCAUGACCCAGCGCCUAGCCUCGGGCGGCACGUGGGUCUGCCACCUGCUCGUCCUUUGAGCCUCCCUGGUCUGGAGCACCCCGUUCAGACUCCAGCAGCCCGGUACCACCCCUCCCCUGCACUCCGUCAGUCGAGUCUGGGUAUCAGGGUCCUGGAGCUGCGCAGCGUGGACCCACGAAAGCAGUUCGGUCAUAGUUUCUGGUCGCGCGUCGGGCGCAGGGGCAGUGGAGCUGGACAGCACAUACAACGCUCACGGCCACGGCACCGAGUCCUCGACCCCGUGUUCACGCUCAGGGAGGAGCACCUCCUCCCAGCCCUGGUCGUCACAGAACUCGCUCCCAGGAUCAGGAUUUUGGGACAGCUCGUCGGCCAGCUGAUUCUCUCGUCCAGGAACGUGUUCAACCGUCAACGAGAAUUCCUGAAUCAGCAUGGCCCACCCAGUGAACUUAGAUUUCCGGCCCUGAGCGGAGUCUCGCCAGCGGAGGCAACUGGCUGUCGGUUCUCAGCGUGAAUGAGCGCCCCUUGACGUGGUGACGGUAGCGCUGCAGGGCCCAGACCACUGCAAGACACUCCUGCUCAUUCAAGUGAUACCUCCGUUCAGCCUGUCCAAACUUUGCGCUGGCGUACUCGAUCACACGCCUCACUCCGUUGUCAUCCACUUGGUACAGCACCGCACCCAUCCCCUCCUGACUCGCAUCUGUCUGGAUGAACAUGGGGCGGCUGGGAACCAGACGUGAGAGCGUGUGACAGUUCCUGAACCGGUACUUAACCUGCCGCAAGGCCUCGUCCGCGGCAGGGGUCCACCGGAACUUAGUCUUUGCCGACAGUAGGUCUGUCAUUGGGGCCGUGAUCGUGGCGAAGUCGGGGACAAAGGACCGCAGCCAGUUGAGCAGCCCCAGCAGCUUCUGGAGCUGCUUCCUGGUCCUCGGUGCCCCCUUCCCCUCGAUCAGCUCCAACUGCUCGGGUCGGGGGUCGGGGACGGCACCCCUCCGCCGUCACUAUGUGCCCCAGGAAUUCGAUCUCAGUCGCCCCAAUGUGACAUUUCCUUGGGGUACAAGUCAGUCCGUGUCUGGCCAUACGUUCCAGCACCAGUGCCAAGUGGUGCGCAUGUUUCUCCCACGUCCUGGACCAAAUUAUGACGUCGUCCAGAUAGGCACUGGCGAAUUCACCAAUGUACCCGUCCAGAACACUUACCAUCAGGGCCUGGAACAUGGCAGGGGCGUCCAUGAGACCAAAAGGCAUGGCGCAGAACUGACAUCGCCGGCCGUCUGGUGCUGUAAACGCCAUUUUCGGGUGGUCUUCAGGGCAUACUGGCACCUGCCAGUAGCCUGACUUCAAGUCAAGAGUCGUGAAAAUGUUUGCGUCCCCUAGUCCGGCUAGUGCGUCCGUGAUGUUGAUUUUUGGGGGUGGGGUGGGAAUCAUCAGUUUGUUCACUGCUUUGAAGUUCACGCAAAAGCGUAAACUUCCGUCCUUCUUGGUGGCCAGCACCACCCUCGAGUUGUAGGGGGAAGGUGCUGGGCUCUACCACCCCGUCACGUAGCAUUUCUCCAAUCUGUGUCUGAAUGACCUCACGCUCUCGGAGCCCGAACCCGUAUACCUUCUCGAAGGGAGGGCGGUGCAGUACCAUAGGUAUCCGGUGUUCUGUCACAGUCGUACGUCUUAGCCGGUCCGCGGCCGCAAAUACCUGUGAUUGGGAGGCGAGGACACUGUUGAUGGCGUCGACGUGCUCUGCUGGGACUCUGUGCUGAAGGUCCUCCAGGCGGAUGACUGACCGAGGAGGACUGGGAGGAGCCUGGUGCACGCCGUCCCCUGGUGCCGAAGUGCAUCCGCCCAGCUUGUACCUCCACAGUUGCGUCGACCUCGUACAGCCAUGGUACUCCCAGGAUCAGCCCCUCGCGGAGCUCGGGGACCACCCAGGCCUCGAUGUGGCUAACGUGACCAACGAUGCUUAAUGUUAACUGAGUGGUGCCCCCUGCUGCGGACAUGGCGUCUCUGGUGGCCAGCUGCACCAGCUCCUUCCUCGGGGUCACCGCCUCCGCCGUCACCAGGUGGGCUGCGAUGUCCACCAGGGCCAGCAUCUCCCGUCCGUUAGCGCGGACGUGCACCCGCAGCAGCUCCUGCUCCUCGGGGCUGACCCGCCCUAGCUGGGCAGUUGUCUGUUCCCCACCGCCCCCGGCCUCCGGGCCGUCCGGGCAUGGGGAACUCGCGGAGAUGUCGCCGGCCCGCCCUGGAGCCGACGCGCCGAUGCUCUGGUCGCCCACCUCUGUCGAGGCCUCCGUAGUCGUGGUGACACUCUGUUGUUUCUGUGGUCGCUCCGGCACGGAAACAGCUGGCUGGUAGCGUAUUCGUUCCCCGCCAUCCCCCGACGGCGAAUGUGAUGUCUGUGUUCUCGGUGCGGGCGGUGAUUGACGAGACCUCCUGGUUACUGGGUCUGCCGGUGGUUGGCGGAUCGGGGAGCGGCUCCCAGUUGUCCCUCCGCCCCCGUCCCCGCGUUUCCCGUCUGCAAUGUGCCGCCUUCACGCGCUUCUUCCCACGCAGCUCUGGUGGGGCUCAGGCGAUGCCAGUGGUAUGCCUCCGGGCAAAACCGGCACCGCGGCGGGCGCUCGUCCUUGACUCCUUCCUGCGUCCCUGUCGGCCUGGUUUCCGUUCUUCCGUGACGUCCCCCUUCUGCUGCAAACCGCACUGGACCUCCCCUGACGCCGCCUCGAUCAAUCGCCUUCCGAGGUCCCGCGCCGUCAGUGAACCUUACCACUGCCAUGUCAUUGUCCGUGACUUCCAUGAGAGUCACCCCCCUUGACCCUGAGCGGACCUGGGAAGCCCGCGCGUCCCUGGGUUCCGUUCUCCACUGCAACAGGUUGUGCUCAAUUAUGCGAGCGAGGGCCACGAACUCCUCCGUCCCUCGUCCGGCGGCUGUCCUGAUGAAGGGGCGAAACUCCGAUAACAGCUGUUCGACGAUGGUCGGUAACGCCGCACUUAUGUCCCCACCUGCUCCCAUCCGUCUGAACAGGCGCAGCUUUUCGUAGAUAAACUGUUCCGCGCUCUUGUCCUCGUCCUGAGUCCGGCAAUAGAAAGUCCUCAGACACAUCGUACGUGCCUGAUCGUUGUCGAAUCUAGCCUCGACUUGACGUACAAAGUUUCCCCAAUCAGUGUCGAAACUCCCGGCUGUUGACCACCAGUUCCCCGCAUCCCCGCGGAGCUGCCCGGUCACUCGCGACGCCCACUCUGCCCGUCGCACUUCGUACAACUUCAGAAGGUGCUCGCACUCCCGCAGAAACUCCCGCAGGUCCUCAUUGUCACUCCCCGCGAACACUGGCAAUACGAACGGCGAAUUCACUUAUUGCACGACCGACCCCUCAAAGUCUGCGGGCCCGUCACUCUGUUCCCGCUUUCCGCUGUUGUCUGUGCUGUCCAUGUCGUCUGCGCUCCCUGCUGCGCCACUCAUUCCACACACUACGUUUUUAACGUCACUUUUCCCAGAGUUUUCCCCUUCGCCCAUCUCUGUCUCGAAGCUGAUCAGAUUGUCUGUAUCCUGUUCUCUCUUUUUCCCCGCCAUCCUUCACGCCGGCACUACUAAUCCGGGAUGUAAUCUAUCUGCCCCAGUAAUACAGUCCACGUCUUUCUGUCGCGUUAUCUUGCGCCGGUGAUCCCGCUGCGUCGCCGUCUUGCGUUAAAGUCGCUCCCACGUCACGUUAUCUCUCGCCGCGCUGCGGCACCUGCUUCCGUCCGCGCCUUUCGCGCGAGACUCGGCCCGUCCUGUUUACGUACGUUUACGUGCGUUUAUCUUCUGGCCACACUAGUUGGGCGCCACAUGACGUCCCUCGCCCUGCGGUCCCUAAGUCCAUGUUGCGAGUGGUCCUGAAACUCGCCCUGAUUUGUCUGCGUAGCUCCAGUCGGAGAGAUGGUGGAGUUCAGGCCAACGUGGCCGGGACCGGGAAACGUGGGACCGGUAGGGAAACUUGUAGAGGUUAGAGGUUGAGAUGCGUGUUGAAAGGAGAAGACGUUGCUGUCCGUUUUCACGAGCUAAUUUAUUCCGUAGGAGCCCUAUCGCAGCCUGGCCGACACGUUGCAGGACGAACGUUCUCCCUCGCCGCGACCCGGACUCCUGGAAAUACACCGGUUGCAACUUAUACGCGACUUGAUAUGACUGAGGAGGCAGUCCCUUGACGAAACGUGCUGGUUACUAGAGUUCAGACAUACAAAGUAACUCAUACGCGGUCCGAUACGACUACGGAGACAGUCCCGUGACGAACUUGCUAAUUGCGAGGAUUCAACAGUACAAAAUAACUCGUACGCGGCCGAACACGACUGCGGAGACAGUCCCAUGACGAACUUGCUGAUUGCGAGAAUUUAUACCGUACUGAGCGCGCCUCGAGCGGAGCGAGCGGGAGCACGUCUGCUCGGCUCGGAGUCUGGCUGGCCACUGCCUCCCCCGCCCGGCCGUGCGCCGGUACGCGCGGGCCGCGGAGGAGGGGAAGGGGAAAUAGGCUGGCAUGGGAGAGACGCGGCUCACGGCGGGCCAAGUUGGGGUUUAAAUAUUACUAACACAGCACUUGAAAAUAAAUACAAAAUUAUUUAAGAGUUUAGACGACAUUAUAGGUAAUCAUACAAAAUGUAAACACAAGUUAUUCAGAAUUAAGCAAUGUUACAAAUUAUACAAAACGUCGACGCUAGUGAUUAUUUACAACAGAAACAUAAUGACACAAUAAUUAUAAGAAAGUAUAGAUUAUUUACAAAACACAUGGUCGUCUGCGGACGUGCCAGGGCGCACGCGGGUGCGUCCCUGAUCGUAGACACUGCACUUCACUUAGGUUGCACUAAUGGGGAAAAUACCUCCCUUAAGCCCACGUUGGUGGACAGGUACGGCCUCUACGUCUAGGAGGGCACGACGACUGACGUCAACCUUUUGUUUAGCCUUAAAUUCAAGGUUUCCUUAUGUCUUAGGUUUAAUAACGCCUUAUCCUUGAACUCACCUUUAGGGUCACCUUGGUUUGAGGUAGCCAUCCUAUAUUUGAGCUUGCUUGCAAAAAUGUGUCAGUAAAGUGUUGUUUAUUCUGUGGCUUACAAAAUUGUUAAAUCAUUUGUCAACCAAUGUUGUGAAAGUAAUUGACAAGAUGUAUAAUGGUUCAAAAAGAAAAUUAUAUUAAGCACUAUUUUUCUAUUUUUAUUGGAUAAUUGUUUCAUUUGUUUCAAAACUGUUUUUCCAGAUAAAGCUGUUUGGAUGGUGAUUUGAGUUGGAAAAUUAUUUCCAGCAUAAAACUUAUGUUAAUAUGAAAAUAUGACAUAAUUUAAUUUACAUGUUAAUUCAAACAUGGUUCUUUUUUCCUUCAAUUUUAUGUAUUGUCAUCUCCAGUUAUUAUUUUUAGGAAGGAAAUUCUACAGUGAGUACUAAUGCCACCUAACUGUUGUUUUGGAACUAAUGAAACAUGGCCAUUUUAACUUAAAAUUAUUUUUUUGCAAUACCCUUUUUAUAAUCACACAGGCAAUUGUUAAAAAUGUUAUAUUUAAGAAUUGAGAUCUCAAUUGAAGUGCAGUAUUAUUUUCUAUUGUAACGUGCUGUUUCAUGUUUUGAAUUACAUUGAUUUUACUGGACUUAAUAACUGGUGCAGAGUUAAUUUUUUUUAUCAUGGAAACUUUAAUAAUUGGUUGUUUUUUGUUUUUAUUCAUCAUUUUCCUGAUCCUGUAUUCAACAGAGGAUUGUUAAAAAUAUGUGCAAUUUUGCAUGUAAAGUUUGUGUAAAUACACUUAGUCAUGUAUUUUUUUUAUUUAUAUAUUUAUUAUAUUAGAGUGUGUUAUUUUGAAAAUUGCUUUUUUCUGAUUUAAAAAAAUAUAAGGUUUCCGAUAAUGAUGACAAUUUGUAAAUAAUAUUUUUUAAACUAUGUUAAAAUUUGUGUCAUUUCUUUUUGACUGACUAAAAAGUUUUUUCUAAAGGUUGUUUUAUAAGCUUUAACUACCGUUAUGAUAAUGAAAAAACAGAUUUUGCUAAUUAAGUUUUACUCUCUUAUUUGUUAUAUUAUUAUGUUACUAUAUUUGUGGAUAUGGUUUUUUUUGAUUAUAUAUUGUUGUUUUAUUAUUUAGAGUUUAACAAAGCUAUAUUUGUAUUUUGUACGAAAUAAGGAUUAGUGGAAAAGGUUGUCUAAUCUUCAAUAAAUGUUUUACUGUUCUA